Messenger RNA from Cloeon dipterum, 2082 nucleotides. Its product is annotated as myosin heavy chain, clone 203-like. Gene Ontology annotation, cellular component: ciliary transition zone. The record is from RefSeq and is a predicted model, not a curated record. The transcript is spliced from 10 exons. Lineage: Eukaryota; Metazoa; Arthropoda; Insecta; Ephemeroptera; Baetidae. The coding region runs from base 100 to 2082 and encodes 660 amino acids. Gene Ontology annotation, biological process: non-motile cilium assembly.
AAAGACAGUCAUAAUAUAUGGUUUUACAACCCGACAAUGAAUUUUGCUUGUUAUCAUUUUUCUAAUUGUUACCAAAGAACAAAAGCUUUUUAGAAAAAAAUGCUACAUUCCGGUAGGCGGCCAAAUCAAAAGCAGAGAGUCCUGAGCGCACAAACAAGGAGUGUUUCGGCCAGUCGCCUGUCUGUCCUGGAAAGACCCGAACUUGAGGAAAAAUUUGCCAAAGCUCUGGACCAGAAUAAGGAGCUCAAAACCAGGAACAACGAACUGCAGGAAGCUUUGAAGCAACUCAAGGCGCGUCUCCGUUGGCCACCCCAUAUUCAGGAAGCAGUGCUGGGCAAGGAGUCUCAACAGCAGGAACAGAACCUGAAAGUGCUGGAGUCGAGAAAUUUACAACUUGCAGAGCAGUGUCAACUUUACGAGCGAACAAUAAGACAACUUGAGGGCCGUCUAGAAGUUAACAAAGCCUUUGCGGAAGAAACCAGCAGGAGCUACAAAAUGCAGGAUGAACAUUUUGAUCCACAGAUGCUGACCAGCAAGAACUCGGCUCGAUCAAGUCGGUGUGCGGAAAAACCAAGUCAUGGCGCUCAAUUUGAAGCAGUCAAGAAGGCUAUGGAGGAGUGGAAAAGUCACGCUAUAGCUUAUAAACAACAAGCAGCAGAGGCGGUUUCGAGGCUGAAAGACACAGAAGAGCGACUUGCUCAAAUGCUUAGACUGCACACCUUAGACUCUGCGGAGCUGAUUCGCACCUCAAGGACCUCAAAGCAUGCCGUAGCUCAACUCACGUCAGUCCAAGAGGAAAACAGACAAAUGAAGGCAGCAAUCGAAAAAUUUCAAGAAAAAAUUGAUGAAAUGGUCGGACAGCUUGAAGCUGAAAAAUUGAGAAAUAUUGAGCUCCAAGAAAAUGUUUCCCAAGUGCAGCAAUUGAGAAGAGCCAAUAUAGAGCUACUUCAAGAGAUUGACGACGUCAAAAAGGAAAAAUCAGCCAUUCAAGGACAAUUGCAAAAUUUGGUGCACGAGGCAGCACAAAUUCCUGAGGCACUGGAGACGGAAACUAAGCAUCUGAGGAAACAGAUUGAUGCUUUGCGGAAGGAACAUGCCGGAGAUAUAAAAAAGCUGCACCAGGUCCUUGAGGACAAGGGACAGCAAGUAAAAGAUCUGGAAGCACAAGCAGAAGAGCUUAAGUCCCAACUGAGCAAUCUCAAGUCGCAACAGGAAGUAAAACCUAAGAAAAUUCACAUGGAUCACAAGAAUACGCAGACUAUCAGCCUGGAGAUCGACCUUAAGCCUCCCGAAGCAACGGUUGAGCUUAGCAAUGAAGAAAGCGACCAAAUGCUGUCACAGAUGAAUGAUGAAGUGGAAAUGCACAAGCAAACAAUGAGGUCCUUGCAAAGUAUGUGUGAGUCAUACAAAAAAGAGUUGGAAAGUCUUCACGAGCAAUUGCAAACAGAACGGAAAAACUAUGCUCGACAGCUGAGCCUUGAAAUGGCCCAGUUCAAAGCUCUACAGGAACAGUUAAAGAAUUGUUCCAACAAUCAGAUUGUCGUGCAAGCAGAGAUCGAGGCUCCCAAAAAAGCACCUAAACCCAAACCCAGAAAGAUAAUCAGGCAGGUCAAGGCAGCAAGUGAAAAUGAAGAAAUAAAAGAGUUAGUUCUAGAAAUUGAAAGCUUGCUCGUGCCAGAGAAGAGCCUUCUGCUAGGAAUGAAAGACAAUUUCUUCAUUGAUUUCAAAAUCACCCUGCCAAGCGGGGAGGAAUCUGAAUCCUAUGAAACGCCAGCGAAUUACCCACUUCCAACUUCGCCCUCGAGCCCUGCUCACAUCGGACACAAACACAAGUGGCAAGAACAGAAGAUCAAAGCGCUCUUUAGGCAGCCCGACUGCAUCAUCCAGUUUGAUCUCGUCUCCGACAAUGACAAGAAUCCAGAUAUGGACUGCACGGAAAUUGGGAUUGGAAAGUUGCCUUUAACUGAAUUACUACGCGUUGCUGAAGCCAACAACACAGUCAACUUGGACGUGCCUAUUAGCAUUGAGGGAAACAGCACAGCCGUCGCAAGCUUGAAAGUCGCGCUGACUAAAGUUUCUUAG